AACCAAAUCCAAAACCGCAUUCAACACCGUCUCCUAUUUGGCUUCUGCAGGUUCAAUGCUCGAGGAAGGCAAGGAGAGCAUCCUUUAAUCCGUGUUUGCUGCUCUUCCUAUUCUUUGGACUGCGAUUAAGCUUCCCUCUUAUGCGAUAACUGUUUAUAGUGCAAGAAUCUCGCAUUCAAAAUCCUCCCAAACCUGCACCUAAUCUUUAACAUCAAAGAUUUACAAGAAUUCAGCCUGAAAGGAUCAGUUUACCAGUCACGAUUUUGGAUUUGGGGGCAGAAUAGGAGCCCAAUUUUUCUCCUUUUCUGCCUACAAUCCUAAGCCUAUUCAUGGCCACGGACGUAACGGCCGAAUUCCAAAACCCUGAUUUUCGGCCGGUUCCGCAGCCGCCAGAUUUCCAUCCGGAGCUCGUCGAGUCACCUCACGAUGGGCUCCAUUUUUGGCAGUUCAUGAUCGCUGGCUCCAUUGCCGGCGUCGUCGAGCACGUGGCAAUGUUCCCCGUCGACACCGUGAAGACCCAUAUGCAAGCUCUUGGGUCAUGCCCCAUUAAGUCCGUCAGCGUUCGCCAAGCCCUCCAAUCGAUUUUGAAGUCUGAGGGUCCAUCUGCACUAUAUCGAGGGAUAGGCGCCAUGGGUCUUGGUGCUGGGCCAGCACACGCCGUGUAUUUUUCCUUUUAUGAGGUUUGUAAGAAGUAUUUUUCUCAUGGGGAUCCCAAAAACUCCACUGCCCAUGCGAUUUCUGGUGUUUGUGCUACUGUUGCGAGCGAUGCUGUGUUUACACCCAUGGAUAUGGUGAAGCAGAGAUUGCAAUUGAGUAACAGUGGUUACAAGGGUGUUUGGGAUUGUGUGAAGAGGGUUUUGAGCGAGGAGGGAUUAGGGGCUUUUUAUGCAUCUUAUAGGACUACAAUUGUGAUGAACGCCCCAUUUACAGCAGUGCAUUUUGCAACUUAUGAGGCCGCAAAAAGAGGCCUUAAGGAGAUUUCGCCUCAGAGUGCUGAUGAUGAACGUUUCGUUGUUCACGCAACUGCUGGAGCUGCAGCUGGUGCAUUGGCUGCCGCUGUUACCACACCGCUUGAUGUGGUCAAAACUCAGUUGCAGUGCCAGGGUGUUUGCGGCUGUGAUAGAUUCAAGAGUGGUUCAAUCGGGGAUGUUAUUAAAACUAUAGUGAAAAAGGAUGGGUACAGGGGGCUCAUGCGAGGAUGGAUUCCUAGGAUGCUAUUCCAUGCUCCUGCCGCUGCAAUCUGCUGGUCCACAUAUGAAGCUGGAAAGGGCUUUUUCCAAGAGUUCAAUCAAAGACAAGUGAAGUGAUACUGUCAACUAAAUAAAGCAGCUGAAGUAGAUUUUUCAUUGUUCAGCAACUGCCUUUGAGAGGAAUAUCUUGUAAUAUUCGUCAUUUGUUUGCUUGUGCGGCAAGCAUCAGAUUUUUGAGGAUAGAUUCUAUUCUAUUUAACUUUACACGAUCUAUAAAUUUUUGUAAUAUCAUCAUAUAAUUUUUAUUGCUUUUUGUCA
This is a messenger RNA of Neltuma alba, 1508 nucleotides long. RefSeq names its product mitoferrin-like. Gene Ontology annotation, cellular component: mitochondrial membrane. The transcript is spliced from 2 exons. Gene Ontology annotation, molecular function: ferrous iron transmembrane transporter activity. The record is from RefSeq and is a predicted model, not a curated record. NCBI's taxonomy places the organism in Eukaryota, Viridiplantae, Streptophyta, Magnoliopsida, Fabales, Fabaceae. The coding region runs from base 330 to 1307 and encodes 325 amino acids. Gene Ontology annotation, biological process: iron import into the mitochondrion.